Vollenhovia emeryi is the source of this 687-nucleotide messenger RNA. RefSeq lists its product as uncharacterized. The transcript is spliced from 2 exons. The coding region runs from base 154 to 555 and encodes 133 amino acids. The record is from RefSeq and is a predicted model, not a curated record. Lineage: Eukaryota; Metazoa; Arthropoda; Insecta; Hymenoptera; Formicidae.
UCUCGCGCCAAGUGUAAGCGAAGCUAGUUAUCUACUACAUCAUUGCAUUCAUACUUCAUUGCUUUUAUACACACGCGCACGUACAGCUUUGUUAUCAAAAAUUUAUUAAUAAACUUAUGAUUACCGAAUGUUUUAGUCCUGUCGUUGGUAGUUAUGUGGGGAUACACCACAUGGAUCUUCACACCGGAAAUUCUCGACAUUAUAUCGCCUAUGAACGAAUCUCGCCCGCGGGUGCAACCCGUUAAUACUAACAUCUUUGGCGAGCGAUACUUUUAUCUGAUGCGAACCCAUACGUGUCUUGCGAUUACCAUUGUACCUGUGGUUUAUGUCGCCGGUUUCGUUGUAUUUCUAACACUCGUGCAACACGCUUGCGGAAUGUGCAAGUUGCUGGGGUAUCGCGCGGAACGCUUAUUUUGUGUUAUCGAAGACAAGGCAACACGUGAUUUAAUGAUAAUACAUAAGUCACAAAUAAAUUACAGAAACAUAGCCGCUUUUGUACGGCAGCAUUACAACCUUAUACAGUUCGUAUUUUUAUUUAAUUUACUCGAUAUCUAAUGUGUAAGCAUUAAUAUUGUUCACAAGUAAUAUACAUAACAAAGCAGAUUAACAUUGUGCUUUGUAAGGAAAAUUUAAGGGUAACAAUGAUGAUAACUAAACAGUUAUCUCAGAAAAUAUACAGAUAAUGUG